Molecule: messenger RNA, 1236 nt
Organism: Coprinopsis cinerea okayama7#130
Lineage: Eukaryota; Fungi; Basidiomycota; Agaricomycetes; Agaricales; Psathyrellaceae
Product: aminopeptidase
Exons: 4
Coding region: 1-1236 (411 amino acids)
Biological process (GO): proteolysis
Molecular function (GO): metalloexopeptidase activity
Source: RefSeq, a predicted model, not a curated record
AUGGCCUCGACUCUCCUGAGCUUAUGGCUCAUUCUUCCACUCAACUCGACACUGUUCUCGCAGGAGCCAUGUUUGACCCAUAGUUUCUACGGAAACUACAAGCUCCAGGAUUCCACAGUCGCCUUAUUCCAAGCGUCGACCCCGGACUGCGUCGAAUACUCCCGCUCGUACCUCUCCCAAGAGCCAAAUGUCCUUUUGGAGAUUCAUCGAAAUGCCAGUCUGGUAUGGCUCGAGAAAGAACACGUCGACCCCUCGCUCCUUCAACAGGAAUCGUUCAUGUCGGAUGAUUUCUACCGAACUCUGACGAGGCUAGUCGGGGAGGACCAACCGUUAUAUGAACAGGAAGACCAGCAUACCUUCAACGCUAAGACAGAUAACGGCUUCCCGUACACUCUUUUCUCAUCCAAUGAUGCAACCAUGCUUGCCCUGCCUCGUCAUGCAGCAUUGCAAGUCGACACCAUCCUUCCCCGGUUCGUCAAGUCGACCCUCGUCCCCGACGCCCCCUUUACCUACCGUGAAGUGUCAAAUGACGACCUCAAAGUCGUCAGAGACGUCCUCGGAACUCUUCGAUUCAACCCCGAUAUCGCCUCUGUCGUAAACAACAUCUCCAUCCCACAAAUUCAACAAGACAUCCGUUUCCUUACUGGCGAGGACGGAAAGUCGGGGAUCGUAUCGAGGCAUUCGUUCUCAUCUGGAGCGCGCACCGCUGCUGCUUGGAUCAAAGCCCGUAUCGAAGAAACUGGUGCAACUUGUCGUUUAUCGACGUUCCUUACAGGGUUCGCUCCUAAUGUUAUCUGUCGGUAUUCUGCGAUCAAGAAGACGGACGAUACAGUUAUCAUCAGCGGACACUAUGACAGUCGCGGCUCGUUCGGAAGCGUCCGCGCUCCUGGUGCCGACGACGAUGGUUCGGGUACCACUGGUGUCUUAUCCAUCGCAAGGACGAUUGGGCGCAAGCGUCUCCGCUUCCACAAGAACGUCGAACUCGUCGCCUUCGCCGGGGAGGAGCAAGGUCUUUACGGUUCCCGUGCCUAUGCCCGUGAACUGCGGGCACAGAAUGCCAGCAUCGUGAUGAUGAUUCAAGCUGACAUGACUGCUUAUCGCGCAGCCCAAGAGCCUCUUCAGCUCGGUUUGCCGGAGCGUAUCGGUACUCCCGAGGUCACGCAAUUGGUGGCCAAUGUGUCGGCAUUCUACAGCCCUGAGCUUACCGUCGGGUAUUCCGGAGUUUGUUCAAUCUGA